Messenger RNA from Lutra lutra (Eurasian river otter), 1578 nucleotides. It is a transcript of the gene TMEM120A, whose product is annotated as transmembrane protein 120A. The record is from RefSeq and is a predicted model, not a curated record. Gene Ontology annotation, biological process: fat cell differentiation. NCBI's taxonomy places the organism in Eukaryota, Metazoa, Chordata, Mammalia, Carnivora, Mustelidae. The coding region runs from base 280 to 1218 and encodes 312 amino acids. The transcript has 11 exons. Gene Ontology annotation, cellular component: membrane.
CCGCGCCAGCCCCGGGCCCGCAGAGCGCCGCGGGGUGAGCGCCCCCUGCUGCCCUUGGCCCCGCCCCGGCCCCGCCCAGGGCCCCGAUUGGCUUGGGCCGGGGGCGGGGUUAGUGCGCUGGCGGCCUCAGGCCUUUUCCCAUUGGUGGCGGCGGCGGCGCGAGCCCGGAAGCGGUCGGGGGCGGCGGCGGAGGCGGCGGAGGCGGCGGAGGCUACUCGGGCGGGCCGGGGUUGCGGCGCGGUCCUCGACUCGGCUUGUCCGGCGCGUGGCCCGGCAGCCAUGCAUCUCCCGGCCCCGGGCCCGCUGGGGGACUGCCUGCGGGACUGGGAGGAGCUGCAGCAGGACUUCCAGAGCAUCCAGGAGACCCACCGGCUGUACCGCCUGAAGCUGGAGGAGCUGACCAAGCUGCAGAACGGCUGUACCGGCGCCAUCACUCGGCAGAAGAAGCAGCUCCAGGAGCUCGCUCUUGUCCUGAAAAAAUGCAAACCCUCCCUGCAGUUGGGGGCCAGGGAGGCCGCCCAGGAGCUGGAAAACCAGAUCAAGGAGCGCCAGGGCCUCUUCUUUGACAUGGAGGCCUAUUUGCCCAAGAAGAAUGGGUUGUACCUGAGCCUGGUCCUGGGCAAUGUCAACGUGACACUCCUGAGCAAGCAGGCUAAGUUCGCCUACAAGGACGAGUACGAGAAGUUCAAGCUCUACCUCACCAUCAUCCUCAUCCUCAUCUCCUUCACCUGCCGCUUCCUCCUCAACUCCAGGGUGACGGACGCCGCCUUCAACUUCCUGCUGGUCUGGUACUACUGCACACUCACCAUCCGCGAGAGCAUUCUCAUCAACAACGGCUCCCGGAUCAAAGGCUGGUGGGUUUUCCAUCACUACGUGUCUACCUUCUUGUCAGGGGUCAUGCUGACGUGGCCCGACGGCCUCAUGUACCAGAAGUUCCGGAACCAGUUCUUGUCCUUCUCCAUGUACCAGAAGGGCUUCCAGUCCUGGAUGUGGCGCGGCCUCACCUUCCUGCUGCCCUUUCUCUUCUUCGGACACUUCUGGCAGCUUUUCAACGCGCUCACUCUGUUCAGCCUGGCCCGGGACCCCGAGUGCAAGGAGUGGCAGGUGCUCAUGUGCGGCUUCCCCUUCCUCCUCCUCUUCCUCGGCAACUUCUUCACCACCCUUCGGGUCGUGCACCAGAAAUUCCACAGUCAGAGGCGUGGGAGCAAGAAAGAAUGAGCCUGGGCCUGCCUGCCCGGCUCCCUCCGGUGCCCCUGGCCCGGCAGGGGCUUCUGUCCCCUUAGCUGGGGCGGUAGGGGGCUUGCCUCAUGCGGGAGGGUCUCUUCUGCUCUCCCUGGGGUUUUGUGGGCCCUGUGGGCCCCGAAGGCGCCGCCGGAGAGGAGGGCCGGGCCUGCAGGGAGUGGGGGGCCAGAGCCUGAAUAAAGGAAGCGUGGCAGAGAGGCGCCCCGAGGUGUGUGCUCUCCGAAGAGUCAGGCGGGGCCUCGGCGCCACCACCGCAUGGCCUCUCCGGGUUCGGAGUUCAGAGAGCCCUGACCUACUCAAGCAAUAACAAAUACAGAAAACAGAACUUUAUUCCAA